GUGACGCAGUGACGCAGCGGACGUGCGGCCACAGAAGGCGGGGCUUCUCUCUGCUGCUCUACGAUCAUUAGAAGGAUAAUGACUUUCCUCAUGUCCUUGCACUCCAACCCAGUGCUUCGGAAAACAAAUCUGGCUGUGUGGAGAGCAUGCUGGAGGUCAUGGAAGUCAAGAUUGCACUCUUCUACAGUUUGUCCAUCUUCUGGUCCUGGUCCACUAAACGGACCUGAAGAAGUGUCGCCUGUUUCAUAUGAAAAUGCUCCUCACAAUCCUGUCAUGCUUAGAGAGGUGCUUCAAUACUUAGACAUCCAACACGGUCAGGUGGUCCUGGACAUGACAUUUGGAGGUGGUGGUCAUACCAAAGCGAUUCUGAAUUUGGUUCCUGAAGUCACUGUCCUGGCUUUAGACCGGGAUCCCACGGCCAUUUCUCUGGCAGAGCAGCUAGCCAAGGAACACACUGGUCGUGUGAAACCCUUACUUGGCAGAUUCAGCAAGCUUGAAGCCCUGCUGUCUGAAAUGAACAUGAAGCCAGGCAGCGUGGAUGCUGUCCUGCUGGACGCUGGCUGCUCCUCCAUGCAGAUGGAUCAGGCCGACAGAGGCUUUUCCCUCAGUAAGGACGGGCCUCUGGAUAUGAGAAUGGAUGGAGAGAGGUACCCCGACAUGCCCUGCGCUGCUGACGUUGUGAAUACCUUAGAUCAACAGGCUCUUGCAUCCAUCCUCACUGCAUAUGGGGAAGAAAGACACGCCUGGAAAAUAGCUUCAGCCAUUGUGGAGGCACGUCGUGUCAACCCCAUCACCCGGACGCAGCAGCUGGCCAGCGUGGUGGCAGGAUCACUUCCUGCAGCUGUUGUCUAUGCACGUAAAGACCGGCUCCACCGACCUGCACAUGUGGCCACUAAGACAUUCCAAGCUCUGCGUAUCUUAGUGAACGAUGAACUGAACGAACUCCACGCAGGGCUGUGUGCCGCCCGGGCAGCACUGAGACCUGGAGGACGUCUCUGCGUGAUCACCUUUCAUUCUCUAGAAGACAGACUGGUCAAACGUUUCCUUCAAGGAGAAGACUUGUCUAAUCUGGACCAGUAUCACUUUAGCCCGAGGAAGGGGGGGAAGGGAAAGAUGUUGGAUGAAAAAAGAGAUGGUGGGAGUUUGUAUUGGCGUCCUCUGCGAAGAAAAGUGAUCACCCCAGAGAGGGAAGAUGUCAAAGACAAUCCUAGAGGACGCUCUGCUAAACUCAGGGCAGCUCUCAGGUGUUAAUUUAUGUACGAGAAUCUUUUUUUCUUUAAAUGUUUGAGGUUUUUUUUUGUUUUUUUUUGACAUCCAGAGUAUUUUUUUAACUAUUACUACUAUUAUUAUUCAACAAUAGUUACGUAAAGGCUUUAGAUGAAGUUACAUAGAUAAACUUGUAUUUAUGUCUUUUAUUCUUGCCUUUAAAUGUACUUCUGGUCCAGGCAUAUGCUCCAGACAUCAGCUGCCUAUGGCAGUGGCUGGUGGCUGGUUUUUAUAAAAAAAAAGUAUGAUUGUAUAGUAACGGGUGGAGAAAAUGACCCCACUUCUCAUAUGAUCAUUUAGCUUCUUUAACAUAUAACUAACGAUUUAAAAUUGGUGAUACUGGGGCGCUGGUAGCGCGAUGGUUGGUGUGCGCGCCCUAUGUAUGGAGGCUGUACUCCUCCAAGCGGGCGGCCCGGGUUCAAAUUCUACCUGUGGCUCCUUUCCCGCAUGUCAUUCCCUACUCUCUCUCUCCCUGAUUUCCGACUCUAUCCACUGUCCUAUCCCUCCAAUAAAGGCACAAAUAGCCCAAAAAUAAAACUUAAAAAAAACAAUACUAAGGGUGUUGCUACCUGUGUAAGCCUUACCUCAUAUGUAGACAACAAAGUAGAAGCCAUGCAUACAGUUUUCUAGCCAUGGCUUUUUGCGACCCCUGUCCCUGGCUAGGCAUCAUGCUGGUUAUGGCUGCUUCUUCUAGUCUAUGAACUUCUAUAAACAUAAUCAUCAAUUAAUUGACGAAUCCCCCUCAACAUAUUACCACUUGUUUAUUUUUCUCUUGAGGUGGCUGAAAAAUACAUUACUGGAAGCAUGAAUAAUGUAGCACCGUACUAGGGUAGCGUAAGACUUGCAUAGAAAACUUGACUUUGUUAGAUUGGGAUUAAACUGGCAAUAAAUACAUCUCAUGCUUUCUGAGUCGUUGGCACUAAAACAUUUCCUAAAAACAAUUUAGAACCACAAAUGUGCACACAAAGUUACAUGUUUUUUUUCUGAGAGGCGUUACAUCAUGUUAUAUUAAAAACAUUUUACGUCUUAACAAAAUGUGUGCGUUUCCCCUUUGUUCAUUAGAACGUACGUCAAACUGAAGAGGAUUCUCAUAAUCAUUUGUUUUAUCUUUAGUUUAAUAAAGCACAUGAUACAAAGUG
Molecule: messenger RNA, 2405 nt
Organism: Labrus mixtus (cuckoo wrasse)
Lineage: Eukaryota; Metazoa; Chordata; Actinopteri; Labriformes; Labridae
Gene: mettl15
Product: methyltransferase 15, mitochondrial 12S rRNA N4-cytidine
Exons: 6
Coding region: 79-1251 (390 amino acids)
Biological process (GO): rRNA base methylation
Molecular function (GO): rRNA (cytosine-N4-)-methyltransferase activity
Source: RefSeq, a predicted model, not a curated record